GAUUCAUAUUAAAAGCAAACAAAACAUUUUUAGUUGAAAUAAAUGUGAAAUUAAUAGAAAUUCAAUUAUUUUUGUUGUGUAUAUUAUUUUGUAAUUUAAUUGUAUGUAAAUGUAAUCAAUUUAAUUAUCCAUUUAAUUGGUUUAACAUAUAAUUGUGCGCUUAAUAUAUACGGAUCACUCGAAUUGAUCCGCAGACCAAACACACAGACACAAUGUCGAAGAAUAAUUGCCACAAGAAUUGCUGCGAUAACGACAGCGACAGCGAUUGUGAUGGUCUGUCGGCGCACCAGCUGUUCGGCACCGGAGAUGGACUCACCUAUAAUGAUUUCUUAGUACUUCCCGGAUAUAUAGACUUCAGCGCCGAAGAUGUGGAUCUGACCACAAAUCUCACAAAACGCAUUCAACUCCGAGUGCCACUCGUGUCUUCACCCAUGGAUACCGUAACCGAAUCGGAAAUGGCUAUCGCUAUGGCGGUCAGUAUAUGGUGUCCAUUGAGACCA
Messenger RNA from Medioppia subpectinata, 500 nucleotides. NCBI's taxonomy places the organism in Eukaryota, Metazoa, Arthropoda, Arachnida, Sarcoptiformes, Oppiidae. The record is from the annotation of a GenBank genome assembly.